Archocentrus centrarchus (flier cichlid) is the source of this 9047-nucleotide messenger RNA. Its product is annotated as NMDA receptor synaptonuclear signaling and neuronal migration factor-like. The record is from RefSeq and is a predicted model, not a curated record. NCBI's taxonomy places the organism in Eukaryota, Metazoa, Chordata, Actinopteri, Cichliformes, Cichlidae. Gene Ontology annotation, biological process: regulation of neuronal synaptic plasticity; regulation of neuron migration.
CUCGCGGUUUUCUGUUUUGUCUGCAUCCCUCGCCGACCAAUCUGUGGAAUGGUCUGCGUUUUCUCCCCUGGGUUGUUUCCACUUCAGCAUGGGAACUGCGGUGUCCAAAAGGAAGAAUCUGAGGAGUGAUGCGAUUUCUUCCGUGGCCGCAAAAGUUAGAGCAGCCAGAGCAUUUGGAGAAUACUUGUCCAAUACCAAUCCAGAGAACCGCAACGGAGCAGAUCAUCUACUGUCUGACACUUUCCCCGGCCAGGACUCUCCAGACAUCAGUCAACUGCAUAACAACAAUCUGCCACCACAGAGCCGCUGUUUACCUGUAGCUAAACCCACCCAGUCCAGCCAGUCCAAUCCCACUGCUAACCCACAGUCUCAGCCUCAAGUCAACACUCUCCAGGCUCAAGCAUCGCUGGGCCCCUCCAAACGUCGACUCUCUGCUGAACGCAGUCUCUCCACAGAGGACCCACCAGGUGCCAGAGGCUCACAGGGGACUGUUGCUGUCAAGCCAGCCAGGGUGUACACAAUCACCAGAGAAGGCGGGAUGACCCUGGGGGGCCGUGGCAGUGAGGAGAGCCUGGAGUUGGAGGUGCUGAAGGGCUCCAGGGAGCAGCCUCUCUCGCAGGGACCUGCCACUGCCAACCAUGACCUAUCCUGUACCAGCCAACCAUCCGCCUCAGCUGCCCGUGGCAGCCACCACCGUAGCAGCCAUCACCGCAGCAACCAACAUCAUGCCCAGCAACAUCACGGAGGCCCAACGUCAUCGUCACAGCCAUUGCAGACCUCUGGGAGCGCUGGCAACAUCCGGGACUGGGGAAUGAGGAGGGGUGGGUCACGGGAUGACUACACCCCAGACUGCGUGGCCUGUAUUCGGGCUCCAUGCCAAAGCCAGCGCUCCCUGGACCUAGAUACCUCACCACGAGAUGGAGGCAAGCACCGCAAAAAACUGGAGCGGAUGUACAGCGAGGACAGAGCAUCUACUGAUGACAGGGAGGACAAUCCUAACAGCUGGUUCCCCAAAGAGAAUAUGUUCAGCUUUCAGACAGCCACUACCACCAUGCAGGCAAUAUCGGCUUUCCGAGGCAUUGCUGAGAGAAAGACGGAAAGAGAGCAGGAGGCAGCCACCAUGAUGGAGAGAAAUUUUCGCAAGCACCUUCGGAUGGUCGGCAGCCGCAGGAUGAAGGCCCAGACCUUCGUUGACCGUCGAGCCAAGAGCUUCAGCCGCUCGUGGAGUGACCCCACCCCCGUCAAGCCUGAGUCACUGCAUGAAUCCAGAGACAGUGGCGAGCUUCAGACCUCCUCAGGGACGCUGGAUGAAGGGCUGGAUGAGGAUGCCGACUGGGAAGAGGAGAAGGAGAUGGAAAGAGCGGCCUGCGAAGGAGAUGACUUUAUCCCUCCGAAAAUCAUGCUCAUAUCUUCCAAGGUCCCGAAGGCUGAAUACGUUCCCAACAUCAUCCGUAGGGAUGACCCCUCCAUCAUUCCCAUACUUUAUGACCACGAACACGCCACAUUUGAUGACAUUCUGGAGGAGAUAGAAAAGAAGCUGACUGCCUACAGGAAAGGCUGUAAAAUCUGGAACAUGCUCAUUUUCUGCCAGGGAGGUCCAGGACAUUUAUACCUGCUGAAGAAUAAAGUGGCAACCUUUGCCAAGGUGGAGAAAGAAGAGGAUAUGAUCCAGUUCUGGCGGCGGCUCAGCAGGCUGAUGAGUAAGCUGAAUCCAGAGCCCAACCUCAUCCAUAUUAUGGGCUGCUAUGUCCUGGGGAGUGCUAAUGGAGAAAAGCUUAUUCAGACUCUGAAGAGGCUGAUGAGACCCACCUCGGUUGAAUUUAAGUCUCCCCUAGAGCUAUCAGCACAGGGCAAAGAGAUGAUCGAGAUGUACUUUGACUUCCGCUUGUUUCGCCUGUGGAAAAGCCGUCAGCACUCCAAGCUGCUGGACUACGACGACCUCUUGUGACAUCACCCACUGUUCCGUUGGGUUGUCGGCCAGUUGUUGCGAGUCUGAGCCUACCUUUGUAUGGUGACAAGGCAUUUGGUUGAAGUGGGGACUCCUCCCCUCUCCAGAGAGGCUCCUAGACCAGCUCUGUGUGCGCAGUUGGAGCUGGAGCAGCGGUGGAGGCAGCAGCGGUUGGGUCUGUUUUUUUAAGCCCUUCGGAAGCGACGGGGUGUGGCCCUGUAGAUUCAGCCCGGGGUGUGCUUUUUCUCCCACACCUAUUUUCACUUUCUGCCUCUGCCUAACCCUAGAAAAGAGAAAGAAGGGGGACAAGAAAAAGUUGAAGGAGCAAGUGACUCAUCAGCAUAGCCUAAAUGUGUCAGAAACACCAACUAGACUUAGAUUUCUGAAUUCAGAGAGGCUAUUAGAUACAAGAGUGACAGCAAAGAGUAGAAAGAGCUCCCUCUUUCUGAGUUUUGAGGAUUUUUUUUGCCUUGCCUUUAGCCAACCUAUCUGCUCUUGUUAGAAGGAGGCUUAUGAGGAUGGAAUUACAUGUUAUUUACAAGGGAAUUAGAGCCUAUAUGUAAAUAAACAAGUGCUUGCUAGAGCAUUAGAGAAUACAUUUCCAACAUCUCUCUUCAUGCUAUUAUGUGAAGAUCUAGACAUGUGAUUAGUCUUAAAAAUUAGAAUUGUCUAUUUACCAUAGCUUUUUUAAAACUUAAGAUAAACAUAUUAGUAUUUCUUACGAAAAGUUGUAAUAACUCAGGUCAAAUUCUUUUGUUUUCUACUAAGAAUUGUACUCACCUGUACAACAUACUGUAGAUCAGAAUCAAAGGCCUUCACACUCCACACAGAGUCAUCUCCAGUGGAACAUCAGGGAUGAGUGGAGCUUUUCUUCAUUUUCAUCAUCAUCUUUUGAGUCAGCUGUAGCCAAACAGACCGAUGUAUCCAUGCAUGUUGUUUCAUAACAUUACAGCAUUAUGUGUUAGCCCAUUGAGCCACUGCUAGCUAUUGGUUUGUGGGUUCAAAGCCUUUUAUAGUGUUUGUAUUGCAUGUGUGUGCUCAAAGCCUUCUUGCAUAGCUACUCUGUAAAGAGGUUUCAGGUGAAGACUCUGACAACAAACUCUUUACAGUGAUUGUAAGUAGACAAAGCUAUAUAGUGCAUAUUUAGUUUAUUCAAAAAUUUUAUUCACAUUUUUGGAGAAUUAUUCACUCUUUACUUAACUUGAAGAAGCAAGGAGUGGUAGAGGCAAAAGUAUCCUUUGACUUAUUUUUGUUUGCCCUCGCCACCAACUUGUUGUUUCCAUUUUGCAUAUACAUUAAUCUUAAUGUUAAUCGUAUGACAGCGACAGUGUCAUUGGAUUAACUGUGUCAUCCAAACUGAAUGACAUCAUCAAGACACUGUCUUUAAGGGAUAUUUCACCAACUUUCAAAAGCUCCACCCAAGGGCUUAACCAGUGUGCUGUAGACCCACAGAUACAAUAACGUGAUACAGCUGAUCGGUAAAGGUUUUGUGAGACUGUGGUGUCUAAAACUGCAGGUAUUGGUAUUGAAUAUGAGUAAAAAUGGGGAGGAUGAGUGAUAUUUACAUUGCUUCAUAUCAAGCUUAUGCUGAGCUGGUCAUGUCCUCUGUUAUAUAAUCUCCUCUUUCUGCCUUCUGCAAAUGUGCACCCUUAGACCAAAGCGCUUUUUUUUUUCAUCCACAGCAAAGGCUGAGGAAAAGUGCUUUGCUUCUUGUUUCUUCAGCGCAGUUUGCUUGUAGAAUGAAGAUUAGUAUUUGGAUUUGGAUGAAAGUCUUCAUAUUUUUAAAGUAACUCAACAUGUGUCAUUUGCGACAUGCUUCCCAAUUGUUUAUACUGUGUCCUGGCCUCCCUGCACACAUGUAUUGUAACCAUGGUUGUCCUAGCCUAGUAUUGCUGCAGCUUCCUUAUCCAUGCAGGCCAGCUGAGCAGGAAUUAGUUUUCAUGGCAGUGGAGCAGUCUGGGUAGCUGUUAGCCUGCAGGUGGAGGAUGCAAACACUCAUCAUCCUAAACACGUAAUGGCUCUUUAAAGAAGAUACAUUGAUGGUUUCCAAAUAUCUCCUUAUCGCCAGUGAGGAUGUAAGAUAUUAAAUAUUCAUGAGGAUAGUUGUAAGAGUACUAUUUUACAGUGUAAAUGCUUUUUACAGAGGGCAGUAAUCACGUUGCUACAGAAAGUGUGUUAAAUGAGUGGCUGCACUGUUUCAUCCAUCCAUUUUCUUCCGCUUAAGCCCUUCAAGUAGUUGAUGGUAUUUGUAUUAUCUGGCUUCAAUUACAAGUGUGGAUGGAUGUUUUCUCCUGUAAUUCCAUUAUUUAUGUAACAAAGUGUAUUCACUCAAGUAAAAAGAUAAUUCAUAAUUGUAACAUACUAUCUUAUAAUAACUUGAAAAUUGUUCUUUUGUGUCUUUUUUUGUCUAUGAAAAUGAGUGGAAAUUAAAACAGCCCCUCAAAAUCUGUUUUAUUUGCUACAAUUAGCUACCAAGCAGCCUAAAAUAUACCCAUCUUAUUUAUCUGUUAUUGUGAGGACUUUUUAUUGUAUUCAUGUGAUCAAGCUCUCAGAACUCGGGAACAGUAAGUCAUAAUAUUGAGUUGUAUAAGUUGCUGACAUAAUGUUUCUGACGUGUUUGCUUGAGUGAAUGCAGUCUUCUUCAACACUAUUACCAUGAAAUAUUGCUGUGUCUCAAAUCACGUACUUCCAUAUUUACAUUCAUUAUUUUGAGUACAUCUGUGUGUUUGCUAUCAAGUCCUGCUACAUGAAGUGCUGCUUGAGUACCUGGACGUGUGGAACUCCAUACAGUUCUCACACUCUUGGCUCGGUGGCAGAUGGAGAAGGACCAUCGGUUUGCUAACAGAUUUCUUUUGGAUAAGAGUAGUUUUUUUUUCUUUUGUUUGUUUGCUUGUUUUCCAGGCAUUGCAGGUAACAACAUGUUACAUAUGUUUGCUUCUUAUUAAACUGUUUUUAUUCAGUUUCAUUACGUUUUUAUUAAACUAGCUUUGUUAAACUGCCAUUUUCUCUGUAGAAGAAUUUAGUAUUAUGUGCAGCCAAAGGCACAACAUGUUGCAAAUAUUCAUAAAACACAGUAGCUAGCACAAAAAUUGCAGUAAAUAUUGCCAGUGUCAUUUAUGGUAAGUGCACAUCUGGCCAACUUUGAUCUGAGACAACUUUACAGUCUAAAUUCAUGUACUAAUCAAGUAAGCAUAUAGUUUACAUAAAGUACUACAUGAAAGAGUAUUUGAAUUGAGACACACUGUAUGCUUGCCUGCACUUAGACAUGCAUUUAAUGCUGUCACAUACUGCUUUGUUCCACAUAGCAUGCAUCACAUGAUCUCUGUCACAAGCAUAGUGAUAACUUGGUAUCAUCAGUGGAACUACUACUUGCUAGUUUGAUGGCUGGUUUGCAGCAUACUGUCAUAAAUAGCAUCCAGGUCCUUGAAUUACCUCAAAUGCAGAGAAAAGCACGAAGUUGCUUAUUUGUUAGAAAAUAUUUAAUCAUGUUUACGUAAGAAGUUUUCCUUGCUCUCUCUGCCUUUUUAAUUUUCAUGAAUGUUCUGUUCAUUAGGAAAUAUUGUACAUUUUCACUGCAUACCAUUUUAUUCACAAUUUAGUUUUGUUUCCACCUUGCCGGUCUUUCUAUUUUUGUUUGUUUUUGGUGGAUAAUGUGUAAAGCCUUGAUUAUACUUUCCAUGUGUGUGAGCCCGCUACGGUCUGCUUGGGUAUGAGUAAUGCAAAUUUUGUCACGAGACAGUGAACACGAGGGUCUAUGCAGAUUUCUGCAUGCCUGGCCCUUUUUCUUUUUUCUUGUCUUUUUUCUUUUUUGACCACAUGGACUCCAGAGACUUUAAAUUACAGCACAACAAAUGUGCAUGCGCCCCAGGUGGAGGACUUCAAACGGACCUGAAGGAAUCAUAACAGGAAUUACUUUUUGGCUCUCAUAUCUCCUGGCCAUCUCCGAUACGGAGUAUACUUCAGGCUUAAAGCAAAGUUACUGAAGGUCAACACUUUCUCACCAAUUUUUUUUGUCAAAAUCCUUCAGGAAGCCUAAAUGAAAUCCAAUCCUCAUUGGAGGCAACAUUUCACCAUCCACCUGCUCACUGGCAACCCAUCUAGGGCUGAGCUUAGUGGUAAGGUUUGAGUUUGUUUAGCAUCCACCCCAUUUUACAGAAUUUUCUGAUUUGGAACAUUCAAAUGGAAAAGCUUUUAACAGAAAAGCUGUGAUGCCAAAAUUUCAUUUGAAAUGGAACAUCUUCUGGUGUCUUUAAUUGUCUAUGCUGGUCAAACCACCUACAGUACAGUUACGUCAAACAGUAGGGGGAUGUUCAAUAUUUAAACUAAAUUUUACAUUAAUUGUGUAAGUCUGGCUAGUUUUACUUGUUCACCGUAUUUACACCAACCUCAAAGUUAGUUUUAUUUUGGUGUAACUGUAUGUUUUGUACUCCCAGUCGUACACAGAACUUUUACCUUUUCUUUUCCUUUUGUUCAGACUUUCUAUCCUGAGUGUUUUGGACUUACAGUACUAUGUGAAGUCGUGCCUGGUUUUUUUGUGCUCAGUGAUCUCUUUGCUUAAAGGUGGAUCUGAUCUUAAGUGUUGUACAUUCAUCACUUUCCUUCAUGUUGAUAUGUAUUUGUUUAAAGAUCACACACUUUCCCAAUCUGUCUUUUGUAGCAGUAAUACUGAGUAAGAAUAUUUCUGUAUUUGGUAUUUCAAUUUGUAUAUUUGUAUGUAUAAGAGCAUUGUUGGAGGUAUUGUAUGAGACUGUAAUCACUUUGUAUUUUAAUGACUGUUUUACAAUUCUGUGGCUGGUGGACAGAAACAGACACUGCAGUGUGUGCUCACUGCUCGGCUCCUUUAUAUUCUGCAGCAGUUUAGUGUAGCUCCAGUCCUGAUCAUACAAGACUCUUCUUUCUCCUCUGCUGUGAGUUUAAGUAAAGGCCAAACCCCACAGCCUUAUUACACACCUCUGUUCGACACUUGUAACCACAUCUCGUGUCAGUAUGUUCAAUUGUGCUGUUGUGUUACCUUUAAUUCCAAGCUUGGUGGAUUUCUAAUGAGUUUUCUGAUAACAAAGAAAACAGGCUCUCCUUACUGUACCAGAGAUUCAUUACCUGCUGUCAAGCUCAGGAAAUUUUCCCUAUGGCUGUGAUCAGAUAGAACACGUAGCUCUCGUGCUGGAACAUAAAGCAUCAGUGGUAACGUGAAGAAAAAGCUCAAGCAGUGUGAAACAACUUGCAGAGUGUAGAUUGGACCAGUUUUGCGACACACUUCAUAGCCUAUUCUGGCAACAGAGCAUUGAACCACGGUGUCAUGUGGGACAUCAGGCAAGAUAGAUCUUUGAAUAUUAGCAGACAAAAGCCAAAUAUGGUUUUAGAACGUUGCUGCAAAUGUCUUUUACAUGAAACAUCCAUGCUGAUCCAUCCAAACUAACCAGGAUGAGUGGGGUAUAAGAUUACAAAAUAAUAAUAAUAAACCACUGUCCCCAGAACCUAUACUGUGAGCUUUGGUAUCUUGACUGCAGAGGACUAAAGAGGACUGGAGCUGAAAAAUUAUGGUUGCAAUAUAAUGUAUCAUUUUGAAAAUUAUUUUAAUAAUACACUUUGCUUCUCAAAAUCAUUUCCUUAAAGCAGUGACUCUUCCAUGCAUUAAGUAAAUUGGGUCAAGAAAGUUGGGCGUCUAGGAUACAAUAUGCCAUAAAAUCGUGAGUUACUAUUCUACUGGGUGCCAGGCUGGUACAGUAAUAGUUUUAAGUGACAAAAGUGCCAGAAAAAUCUAAAGUUCAUGCAGUGAGUAUAUGUCAGCCACAGUUGUCUUGAACUGGUUAUAAGUUACCUAAAUACAUUGUAUAAACUCCAGUACUGAUCACACAAUAAAAGUCAAUAAUUCUGUUUUAUGACUAGAAUAUUACAGUAAGUGCUUUUCAUAUUUCAUGAAUUGCAGGCAUAAUCAAUUUUCUUUCUCAAUCAUCUCUUUCUAGAUUUUCUUCCCUUUUGUUUGUUCCCAUCAUUGCUGACUUCAUUCAAGGACCUCAUUUAGACACCAGAAAGACAGUGAGGAAUCAGCAAGUGGAGAAAACCUGCAAACAACAGCACAUUAAAUACUUCUGAAGACAAUACUUCUGCUAAUGAGAGAGAAAUUUAACUACUAACUAAAAUCGCUGAAAGAAGCUUCAGUUUUGGUUGUGUAUGUAGGCUACUCUGUGGGUUUGUUACUACAGUGGACUCCCAUUUUCAUACACAGCACACACUUUUUCAGUAACAAUAUUAUUAAUCAAUAAUAUUGACCAGUGUAGCUUUCAGGUAAAAAGUGCACCUGUGCUUACGGGCAGAGGAGAAAUCAGGAGAUGUUUGUUUGAAGGAGUCGAGCAGUGACAGCCUUGGCAAUCUUCUUUAGGUGUGGGUAGCUUUAUAUCUGGGAUGUUAAGACUCUUUUAAUGAGGUCAUGUAUUCAUAUAUGUGCAGAUCUAUUUCAGUAGAAAUGACCACGCACGGUUUGACUUGUGAUGGUUCACUAAAGCAGCAUUUCCAUUUCUUGAGAACAAAUUACCAAAUUCAAGAGGUUGAGCUUUUCCUCCCCUCUCAUUAUUUUCCAGAUUAAAAUCUAUCCUAUCGAGAAUAGAAAAGAAUUAUUAUUAUUCAGUGUUGUUGUGCCCUCCCUGCUGCUUCAUGCCAGUUUCAGUGAAGAUUUCCAAGGCUCAUUUGGGAAUGUGAUUGAGUUUGAUGAGGAUGAUGGAUUGAUGCUGCUUUGAUUGCCCUGACAUCUCCAGUUGGGCUGUAAUUGUAGUUUUGGACGUUUGGAAAAUAAUAUGUCUAUUUAAUGUUUGUGUCAUUUUGCAUCAGCUUCUGAGUCAUUUAACUGAGCAUUACAUUUUGGAAUAGCCUUUUUAGUCCAACACAGUAGAGUGUGAGAUAGAGAAAAUCUUAAAGGUUUGCUAGCAAUUAGCAUUACUGCAUAUGGUGAUUUUGAUACUAGUAAACGUUAAAACUAUAUCUGGGUAGCUUUCCUGAACUUUUGGGUUCUUCCUUAGAGUACACAUUAUAGAUUGCAGCUUAGUCAAAGGGCAAUGUGUUGUAUCUGAAAUAAUAGCAAAGAAAUGUUUUUCCAUUGCACAAU